Molecule: messenger RNA, 4801 nt
Organism: Siniperca chuatsi (mandarin fish)
Lineage: Eukaryota; Metazoa; Chordata; Actinopteri; Centrarchiformes; Sinipercidae
Gene: shisa9b
Product: shisa family member 9b
Exons: 4
Coding region: 300-1436 (378 amino acids)
Biological process (GO): regulation of short-term neuronal synaptic plasticity; regulation of AMPA receptor activity
Cellular component (GO): postsynaptic membrane; dendritic spine membrane; postsynaptic density
Source: RefSeq, a predicted model, not a curated record
GAAGCCUCAGAGGUGUCUGACACCCUCCAGCACAGCCAGGUGCACCACUUCAGUGAUGCGUCCCCUUACCAACUACUUACUACAGUAGUCUGCCCUUUGGAAAGAGCCUGAACUGCCUUUGCACAAUAUCCUUUUUCCCAAGGAAAGAAAAGUACAGGGGCGCACUGUGCUUUUUCGCAUGGAAGUUUGAAUCAACCUAAUUUAAUUUACGCAUGGCUGUGUCUCGUCUCUUCGGAAGAUGCGUCCGGGCUUAUGAGAGCUUGUCAGGGCGUCAAGAGCGGGGCAAAAAGUAAGCAACGAUGCGGGGCAUUGAGCUGCUGCUCGGUUACUUUCUGGUGAAAGUUAUGGUGUGCGACGCGGAGGGCGAGCCGGGUAAGACCGUCGACGAAUUCAUAGUGACCGGGUUUAACGACUCAAAGGAAGGGGAGAGCGGAGUCACGGAGAGCCCGCACAUGGAGGACAAGUGCCGCGGCUACUACGACGUGAUGGGCCAGUGGGAUCCGCCGUUCGUGUGCAGGACGGGCAGCUACCUGUACUGCUGCGGCACCUGUGGCUUCAGGUUCUGCUGCGCGUUUAAAAGCUCCCGGCUGGACCAGACCACCUGUAAGAACUACGACACCCCGCCGUGGAUGAUGACAGGAAGACCCCCGCCGAAAGUGGACGUUGCGCUGGACAACGCGAAGGAUAAAACCAACCUUAUUGUGUAUGUCAUAUGCGGGGUCGUGGCCAUAAUGGCACUGAUAGGAAUUUUCACCAAGCUCGGUUUGGAAAAGACUCACCGUCCGCACCGAGAAAAUAUGUCAAGAGCUCUUGCACAUGUUAUCCGCCAUCCUGCCUCAGAACAUACGGACGACAUUGGACUUGGACAGCACUAUGAGAACAUACAAACCAGAGUCACAGUUAACAGUCUCCAUAGCAACCAGAUGAACAACAUGGUUCAAGCAUCAACUUUGAUAACACAGCCUUACCCGGCUGUGGGACAGAUCACCAGUCCCUAUGAACAACAGAAGCCUGUCAAGGAUCUCAACAAGUACGCCACGCUCAAGGCUGUGGCAGAGAAAGCUAAUGACAGCUUCUACAGCAACCGGCGGCAAGUGAUCGAGAUGACAACCAAGGGCAGCCUUCCCAUGGAAGCUGUAGAUAUGGAGCCAGAGCCGAGUAAUCCUUAUAGCCCACCCAGACAGCUGUCUGCAAAGCAGAAUGGACACAAGUACAGAAGCCCCAAGAGCCACAGCUCCCAGUCGCUGUCCUACGGUUCCAACACUGCUGCCAGCCCAGGGGUGUUAAGAUCCUGGGAAAGCAAAGACACGCUGGGACACCGACAGAGCUAUGGCCCAAAGAAACUCUGCAUUAUAGAGAAGGAGCUGCACACCACUCGCUACAUGCCUCCACAACCAUACUUUGUCACCAACAGCAAGACAGAAGUGACCGUAUGAGAGACUGCUUAAACACCAGGCUUAAAAGGAGUCUGCAUUUAGUAGUAGCUGCUGACUGUGGGUGGUGUUGUAAGAAAUCAGCAUGGACUGUAGAAUGUGCACUUGUGCAUGUAAUGGGCAGCAUUUAAGACGCCACCUAAAGGUGAACUGUACUGUAACAGGAAUCAGCCUCAGGAGGGCACAGUGAUGAAUAUAUUGUCAUCGAUAUUCAUAUAAUCCAACUGCUAAAACAAAACACAAAAGUUACUUAACUCAUAUAUAACAGUGAUGAGACAUGUAACACAUACAGUUCUGUUGUCAGUAUUUAACCUUAAUUAUCUAAUCAAGGUUGAGAAGCCUGUGGUUAAUUGGGUAUUGAUAAAAUAUUUUACUGGACAAUUUAUAGAUACUGUUUGAAAAUGUUUGGCACUACACUGCUAGGUGUUGGAUCAAGUGCAGUGUCCAGGGAUGAUAAAUUGGAGAAACUAACCUAAAUAAUUUUAACCAGCCCAAAUUCUAGCUAUUUUGUUUAUUUAUUAUUUAUCUGAAAUGAAAGAUCUAGUACACAAGUUAAUCAGGAAGAACACAGUUACAGUUUGAGGAUAACUGACGUUUUUAGAGCUCACAGCACAUUUUUAGACUUAAAAUUGAUUAUCACCUACAAAUAAAUUAGACCCUAAGCUCUCAACAAUCAUCUAAAUCUAAAACAUUACUUACAUUUGUAUUGUCAUUCAAAAUAGCUAUAAAGUCCAACUUAAAAACAUGAGAUUAGUUGAUUUUAGUUGGUCAUUUCAAUGACCAUGACUAUCACUGACUUAAGUAAGAACUGUAUUAAUUUAAGAAAUGAGACAUAAAUGUUGUAAGUUUUUCAGGUUUGUUUCCAAAAUGCUGUACAUCCAUUUUGGAGAGAUUCAUAAGCUAUGUUUAUCAUUCAGUAUUUCUAAAAUGAAGAGGAAUCAGUCUGUGAAAGUAUUACUGUUGACCUAAAUGAUCUGAAGUCCAUUAAAAAGUCCAUUUACAUUUUGUGAAUGUAGUGUCACUUUUCAAAGUGGUAGAUGUCUCAUUUUGAAGGAAACCUUCCAAAUGCAUUUAAACCAAAUCACUGCCAACAGACAUCCUACUGAUACAUAUUUCUAUGAUUACUAGGAGAUGUAGCUGCAGAUUGUUGAACCAGUGUUGUAUUGGUGUAAUAGUGCCUCUCAUCAGUACCAGCAUGUGUGUGAUUAUCCUAGAAUAUACUGUAGUUGAAGCCCCAGUAUUAGAAUGGGUAUUGGUUUUAUUCUUAGUAAUCCAUUAUGCCCCCAACAAAAGUCAUUUUCAGUGUAAAGAUGGUGGCUCAGAGUUUGCAUCAUAGUUAAAACUCUCAGCUUUUAUUAAAAGUCUAUAUGAUUUAAUUCCGAAUCUCAGAUUUAUUGAAUGUAUCUGGUCUGGAGAGUCUGAAAACAGUGGUACAGUAGCAGUUGACAUUUCCAGUGUUGGAGGUUAAGAGUUAAUUAAGUUCUGUCAAGAUGAAUGUAAAAAUGUUUUGUAAAGGUUUUUUUUUUGUCUGUUACUACUCAAAUAAAUGGGUCAACUAAAGACAUAUAAACAGUUUUUGUUUGACCGACCCUCGCAACAUACUACAUGACAAUAUUUACCUGCUGUUGUGGUAUUUUAGUUAACUAUUAAAAAGAUAUGUUUGAAUAUUGGUUACCACUUCUUAUCUCAGCUGAAGUACCAUACCAAGAACUCAUUGAAAAAGGACAUUAGGAUGCUGGAAUUCAUGCCACACUUGGCAAAAUGUUUUUAAUAAACAAGUUUUUUUUUUUGCAAUUGUUCAUUUGUUGAUUAGCUGAUUUUCCAGCCAAGCAAUAUAAAAAGAUGCUCACACCUGCCUGCAAGUCUUACUCAUGCAGUUGACUAUUUUAAGCAGCUGAGGACAAGCCUGCACUCAUAUUGGAUAUACAAGUGGGAAGUGGGAACUGCUAGUAUAAAAAGGUGUAUUUACGUAUUCUCAAGUCCAAAUCGUAGAUGUUAAUAUUCUUACAGACUUCCAACCAAACUGUAUGCACAAUUUUCCGAAAUAUGUACAGUAUAUCUAGUGCACCGAACUGUCCUUUCACAUAAUGAAUCAACUGUUUGAGUAUUUCACCGUUAUAUGAAAUCUGUUAUUCACACUUUUCAAACUCAACUAUUAAUUCAGCUGAGAUUUUAUAUAUUUACACAAACAAUAUUGUAUAGUGACUACCAUUGAAUGUUCUUGUUUUGUCAGUGCAAACUGUUUUAUUUUUUCCUCAAAGAUACUGAAAUCACUGUUAUUAAUAAGCUACAGUACACCAUAUUUACACAUGAAGAUCUACUGUAAUUCUGCCAAUUAAAAUCACUGUUAGCUAAUUUUUAGAAUAUGCAUCUGAUUACCUAAUUGCUCUAAUGGAUGUUGUUAUAUGUCUUUAUGUACAAUACAAAGUAUCUUUGGUUCAAGAUGCCCUGAUAAAUAUAUUUACAACCUCUGUUUUUGACAGUUCACAUCCUCCAGUUACCCUGGAUAAUUAUUGAGCAUUUAAAUGUUUUCCAUACAUUGUUUGUGCAGUAAAAUAUAAUCAACAUUUUGCCAGUGUCCUUGAAUCUAAAAUGGCCAUUUUGUUGUAUCGAAUUAUAUGAAAUUACAGUUAAACCAGUGAUUUAGUUUCAUUGUGGUAUUUUGAAAUAGUUUCAGUGCAGUCUGGAGUCCAAGGUUCAUGAAACAUUUUGUAAAUGUGGAAAACCUCUAUGGCUUCCUUUUACAUGAUACAAGGUUUAUGCAAGAUAGUGCACACCAACGAUGUCAACUUAUUUUCAACUAUUAGAUAUAUAUAGGAGUGUAGCCUACCUUGUACAAAGGAAAUAGUCAUUGGCAAUGAGCAAAUGUAGCACAAUGUUAGUGGACUUUGUUUACCUGUCAGUUGGAAUAUUAAAUAAUGUCAGUAAAGCUACUACAGCUUUUAGAGUUUUGUAAUUGGUUUGUUCAACUGACUUACCUCUUUCUUUUUGACUAAAAAGAAAACAAACAUUUGGCUGAUGUUAGGGUCUAGUGUGCCAGCAGCAACAAAAAGAAAGAAGAUGCAUAUAAUCACAAAAACAAAGAAACAAAUUUCUACAGAGGUAAGUUGUCUGUAGCAUUUUUGGUGCUUAAUAAAACUCUUUUGUUGUUGUCUAUUUUUUCCUUUUUUAAUUCCGAUUCUAGCAGGUUCUAUUAGCUGACCCCCCAACACCACACCAGAUUGUGUCAUAACAACAUGGACUUGAGUGCAGCCAAAGGACCUGUUCCGUAUAAUAUACUACAGUUUAUGGGACUUUCUGUUUAAGAGUCCUCCAGCUGUAAAAAGUCAAGUGUCAUUAUACUGUCUACAUUAAAAUUAUUUUAAUAA